AUGCCCAUCCCGCCGAACGCUACAGCCAUGGAACCGCCCCUCGUGACCAACAACAUCAGAGCCCAGAUACUCACAGAAAUUCAGGCUGUUGGCACCAGAGGCGGACCCAUGCCCAACCCCAGUACCUCACUAUUCAGAGUUAAUAUUCCCUUAAACCAUCCAUUGAAACCACUUCUAGAUACCUCUCUUAACUCCAUUCUGCAAGCCGUUUCACCCAGCACACUCCAAUCCUACCUAACCGCAUGGAAGUGUUUUAAGUCUUUCCACUUCACAUUCAACCAGCCUUUUCCCAGUUUUUCUCUGCUCAACAUCACUUCAUUUAUAUCCUAUCUGGACAGCACCAAGAACCUCAAAGCCCGCUCCAUCAAGGGCUAUCUAAGUGGAAUCCAAUUCUUCCACAAACUCCUUUUUGGUUCACCCUCCGCAGACAUAGCAAAUUCCCAGACAUCAAUGCUUAUCAAAGGCAUCCAAAAAACCCAACCAACCCGUCCAGAUGCCAGACAACCAAUAACCUUGGACAUACUCACCAAAUGUAUCUCUACCCUCCGCCGAGGCUACCACUCCACCAACACCGCCCGCACACUGGAUGCCAUGUUCAUAUUGGCUUUCUUCGGUUUCCUCAGAUGCUCAGAACUCACCAUCACUUCCAACUUCAACCCUAAAGUCCAUCCCACAAUCUCAGAUCUUUCAGUAUUAGACAACGAAACCAUCUCUUACUUCAUCAAACAAAGCAAGACAGACCAAAUGAAAAAAGGCCACUUCAUAUACAUCUUCAAUCUCCAAUCACCAAUCCAACCAUACCAAACUCUCUUCGCGUACUCACAAUUCAGAAACUCUCAGACCAAGUCCCCUUCCGACCCACUCUUCACCGACGAUUUCAAUCGCCCCGUUACACGUUUCUGGUUCCAAAAACAUCUCAAAUCCAUCUUACUCCAAGCAAACAUCCCAGCAAAUAAUUUUUCCAGCCAUUCAUUCCGCAUAGGUGCAGCAACCACAGCUGCCCAAAAAGGCCUUUCCCAGCAGCAAAUCCAAGAGCUCGGCCGCUGGUCGUCGGAGGCCUUUAAGAGUUACAUCCGUUCUAACCACCUCCAUACCAAAGAAGCCCAACGAUCCCUACUCAGCUAA
Molecule: messenger RNA, 1125 nt
Organism: Rhinichthys klamathensis goyatoka
Lineage: Eukaryota; Metazoa; Chordata; Actinopteri; Cypriniformes; Leuciscidae
Exons: 2
Coding region: 1-1125 (374 amino acids)
Biological process (GO): DNA recombination; DNA integration
Molecular function (GO): DNA binding
Source: RefSeq, a predicted model, not a curated record